UUUUUUUUUCUCUCCCUCCUUUCUUAUAUGGCUACGUCACCUUUUAAGGAAAGACGUCCAAAACCCUUGCGUCUUUCUUCCAGCUCUCCAGUAAGAGGAGAAACAGCCGAUACUUUUGCUUGUCAAAGAGACUGUCUCUUGCCGACUGGGCGGAAGACUCACAGAGAAUAUCUAAGAAAGAAUACAAAGGUUGCCAUUCGUGCUACUGCAGGAUAUUUUUUGCUCUCUUUGUUGGUGUUCAUUCCAACUUUGGCUGAAAGAUUUCCUUAUUCAUCUCUUAUAGCUGUAGAUUAUAUUAUAAUAGUAACUUUUGGAGUUGAAGAACUCGAGUUCGGUUUUGUUUCGGAAGGUGCAGUUCUUAGCAGUUUUGCUCAACUUUUCGGUUCCUUACUGGGCGCGUUAGGGGCCAUAUUGACUCAGACUAACAGUGCUCUUACUUUAUUCACCAUUUUCUUGGGAACUGCCUUAUUUACCUCUUUACGUGGCGACAACAGACUCGAUAUGAUCACCAGCACAGGAGAGCUUAACUUUGUGUUUAACUUGUUAGGCAGCAGAACUGGUGGCACAAGAGCAAUCUGGCUAGUAUUUUGUAAUACGAUGCUAGCAGCUUUAGUGGCACAUGGAGCUUCUAUACUGGUUUCCAUACUGUGCUUUCCUCGUUUGGCCAAAGAUGAGUUACGAGUCUGCAUCAAAGAAUCCUUACUAGAAUUGGGUGCUUCUUUAUCUGCUAUAAGCUCCGUUUUAGUGGAGCCUUAUAUCGAGGAACAUAUCGAUUUUGGAGAUUCUGGCUGGAAAAACGGUAUCCAACAUAAUCCUUCAUUUCUGCUUUCGUGUGUCAAUGGCAAGAGAUUGGAAUUCUCUCGACAACAAAUCUCCAGAGCCAAAAAGAUGUCACAGUAUCUUCCUUAUGAACCAAACUUAUUCUGGUUGCUGAGAUGUGAACCGCAAGAGGAAUGGAAUCUGGUCAUAAGCAAGUUGGAAGACCUAUUGGACGAAGUGGGUGCACUUCAUUCUGUACUUCACAAUGAAAGAAGAAGAUAUUUUGGUGACCUUUUGGAACAUUGGCCUUCUAUCGUGAUGGAUUUGAAGUAUUCUUUUGCUCAAGUUGCAUCCGAAUGCUAUCGAAUUGGUGACUUUUUGUACCGACUGAAGCCUUCUUCGUCAUUUGAGAUAAGACAGAAAGAGAUGACUGUAAAUAAUUCUGUCGAUGGCAAACGCAUUCAAGUUAUAAGAGAACGCGCUAAGAUUGAAUAUUUACAAUUUUUGAAAGGAUAUAGUGAUACAUUUUCGUUUCCCAGCACUUUAGAAAUGGGACCGUUCAUGUUCGUUCUCGUAAUGGCUGACUCUAUUAGAAAGAAAGUUGACAUUCUUAAUGAAAAUGCUCAAAUUCUGUACGAACAAAGAAAGCUUCGUUCAUUUUUUAGAGGUUCCCGAAACUUUCUUGGAUGGGCAAGAAUACUAACAUUUCCUUUUGAACGAUGGACUUUUGUACUGAAGAGUAUUCCUCUUGAUUUCGAUUCUUUUCUUCAACUUUGGGAUAGCGCUGAGUUUAGAUUUUGUUUAAAGAAAUGGAUAGGGGAAAUGUUAAUAUUGGUGUUAGUCUAUUAUGGUUGGUUGCCGAGGUUUCUUUCUCGUUGGAAUGGCUUGUUAAUAUGGAUGGCUUUUGUGUUGUAUAUACAACCGACUUUGGAAGGAACUUUGGUUGGUGCUUUAGCUAACUUGCUUGGGGUUUUCUUUGGUGCUUUGAUUGGUGGGCUUUUAAUGAGUUUUCCUUUGAUUGCCAUGAGUGCCUUAUUAUUAGAUAUAUAUCUGAUGAUAUCCACUUUUGUCGCUGUAUAUUUUAUCAAUUCUACUUAUUCGCUUACAAUUCUCAACACCAUCAUUACUCAGUAUGUUGUCGUAUUAGGCCAAUAUAAUCCAUUGGAAUAUGAAGCACAUUGGUAUGUACCUAUAGGAAGAUGUAUUAUGAUGUCCAUUGGAACUCUCGCUGCUGUCUUUGAAAAUGAAUAUUUAUGGCCCAGUUCUAUUAUUCUUCAAGUUCGUUGUAGUUUGGCAUCCUGUCUUAGGGAAAUGUCAAGUAUCCAUUCUCAGUUAUUAAAUGUUGCCUUUCGAACAUCACUAGAAGGAGAAAGAAAACGAAAAACAUCGACUUGUCAUCGUCCCAAUAAGGGAUAUCAAACAAUUCCACAAGAUGAAGAGAAUAGGUAUGAAGAGGAAGUUUCUCCAUCGGAAAAAAUUUUGAUGGAUACCAAAAGAAUCGGUCAGCAACUGGAACAAGUGCAAUUCUGGCUUGAUAUUGUUUCAGGUGGUUUUGGAGGAGAAAUUUAUGGUGUUCCUUCUACUCUUAGAACAAUGUUAGCAGCCGAAAAAAUGUUGCGGCAAAGAUUGGUUGCGUUUGCUAGUCUUUUAUCGUUUGAUCCAGAGUUUAUUGACUUGUAUUGGCGUUCUGUACAUGAGCGUUUCUUCAAAUUAUCAUCUAGAGAAGCUCAGCUUUUAAGGGAAGCUAGACAUUCCUUGGUUCAUGUCAUCGUAUCAUGCAUAUUGGCUGACGCUACAAGCAUUACUCCAACUCAAGAUACCGUUGCAGACAAGGACAAACAUAGAGACGCUUGGACAUCUUUGGGAAUCAGUAGAAAUUUGGAGAAUAAAUUGAAGCAAGAACCUUUCACCGAGCUACAUUUGGAGCCAAAACAUGUCGAUUUCGUGCGACAAGUGAGUAAGCGAAUCAUGUUAAGAAGUUCUCCAGUCACUACACCAGUCAGUGCCCCAAGUAUGAGACGCCACACAUUGAACCGUUCUGUUUCUUAUUCUACAAAAAGUGGAGGAUUGGCGAUACAGUCUGUACUCCCAGAGUGGGUCAAAAAAGCCAAAGGCUCUGAAGCAUCUUCCAUGUUCACAGUUGCAGAAGAUAAUGCACUCUCCUAUAAUGCACCGUUUGUAACAAAUUCCUCGGAAUUGGUAGCCGCUUCACCAAAUGGGACAAGUGAAGAAGAGGAUGAGAUGGAAGACGAACUAACCUUCACAAAACAAAUGGGAAUGGUUUGGGAAGCAAGUAGCAGCGAAAUGAUUGGUAAAGCAGAUUUCAUGCAUUCUUCGGAAUUGUCCAAAAGAGGGGAAACAUCUUCACCAUCAUACCUACAGAGUCGUUGGAACGUCCUCAACAUUUUUCGAAAGUAUUUCCGCACCGAUUGGAAGGCUUUUAAGGGUGUCGGCGAAGCAGUUAUCAAGACAGUUCAGUCAUUGCCACUUGUUAGUGUUCUUGGAACGACAUCCGCUGCAGCAUUUGAAGAAGAGCCUGUCAUUGUCACCAAUCUAGAAAGACAGAUUGACUUGUUUAGGGAAGCGCAAGGAAGAUUCUUCCUCAAACACAUAGAGUUAGAAGUGGAUUUUUAUCGAAAGUUAGUAUUACAAUCAUUCGAAAAGGCUUCGCAUGCUGUUUCUUCGGAUGACAGGGUACUUUACAACCUUUAUGAGAUAUAUAGUGGGCCAUCAUUUACAGAGAAACACAUAUUCUUCCUUUCCAUCAUGUUUAUAGCAUCUUACACGGCAGAUGGUUUGAAGGAAGUAGCAAAGGAGUUGUUGGCGUCGCUGGAGCAGGAACUUUUGCAUUUGAAAAAACAAGUUGACGAUAUGGCUGCGUCUGCCUAAUCUCAAUCAAUCCAUCCAAUUGCG
This is a messenger RNA of Galdieria sulphuraria, 3672 nucleotides long. RefSeq lists its product as uncharacterized. The record is from RefSeq and is a predicted model, not a curated record. Lineage: Eukaryota; Rhodophyta; Bangiophyceae; Galdieriales; Galdieriaceae. The transcript is spliced from 3 exons. Bases 28 to 3648 code for a protein of 1206 amino acids.